Pundamilia nyererei is the source of this 4887-nucleotide messenger RNA. The record is from RefSeq and is a predicted model, not a curated record. Lineage: Eukaryota; Metazoa; Chordata; Actinopteri; Cichliformes; Cichlidae.
AUGCGUAGAGUCUUGGCAGCCGGGGAUCAGUCUGCCAGGGCCUCCACUCCUGGCCGCCACCCAGCACACAAUGCACCCAACCCCUAUGGCGCCUCCUGCGGGUGGUGGGCCUGCGGGAGGAUGGGCCCAUGUUUCCUCUUCGGGCCUUACUCCCCAUGGAAACAGAAUUUCAUUGAUGCAUCGCUAGUCUCCAAGUUCAACAUUGGCACAUGGCUACUGCCUCAUCCUCUCCGCCUGUUCGCCCUGUCCGGUCACCGGUUGCCUGACAUAACGCACAUCACCCUACCUGUCACACUCACUCUCUCCGGUAACCACGUUGAGAACAUUUGCUUCUGUGUGUUUAAGGCACCAGUGACCCCGCUCGUACUAGGUUAUCCAUGGCUUUCACAACACAACCCACACAUCGACUGGAAGAAAGAGCAAGUUAUGGGGUGGAGUAUGGGCUGCCACAUGACUUGCCUUCAGGCCGCCGCGCCUUCUGUCCCUUCUUCCAUCUCCGGGAAGCCUUCUAAAGCGCCAGAGCUAUCUUCAGUUCCUUCCGUCUAUCAUGACCUCACAGCAGUUUUUAGUAAGGAUGAGGCGAGCUCGCUUCCACCACACCGGCCCUAUGACUGUGCCAUCGAUCUUCUCCCUGGGGCGCCUCUGCCCUCUGGCCGCCUCUACAGCCUCACACAGCCCGAAAGGGAAACCAUGGAAAGAUACAUCAAUGACUCUCUGGCUGCCGGGAUAAUUCGCCCGUCAGGUUUCUUCUUUGUUGACAAGAAAGACAAGACGCUCCGGCCGUGUAUUGAUUACCGCGGCCUCAACAAGAUCACUGUAAAGAACAAGUACCCUCUUCCCCUCCUGAAUUCAGCUUUCGAGCUACUCCAGGGGGCCACGGUGUUCAGCAAACUAGACCUGCGAAACGCUUACCACCUGGUGAGAAUCCGGGAAGGAGAUGAGUGGAAGACCGCUUUCAACACACAUAUUGGAAACUUCGAGUAUCUCGUCGUGCCCUUUGGCUUAACCAAUGCGCCCGCGGUCUUCCAGGCCCUAGUUAACGAUGUUCUGAGGGAUUUUAUUAAUCGAUGUGCUUUUGUGUACCUUGAUGACAUUCUCAUUUUCUCUAAGUCCCAGGCAGAGCACGAGAGUCACGUGAGGCAGGUCCUGCAGCGCCUCCUGGAGAACCGACUGUUCGUGAAAGCGGAGAAAUGUGAAUUUCACGUUGACACGGUGGCCUUCCUUGGCUAUAUCAUCUCUCGGGGGGAUCUCAAACCUGACCCUGAGAAGGUCCGGGCCGUGGUGGACUGGCCUCAACCGCCGAACCGCCAGCAACUCCGACGGUUCCUAGGAUUCGCCAACUUCCACCGACGCUUCAUAAAGGACUACAGUAAGAUUGCCUCACCUCUCACCGCACUUACCUCCCCCAAAGUUCCUUUUCAGUGGGACCUCUUUACUCAGGAGGCCUUUUCCCUACUAAAGGAGAAGUUCACUACCACCCCCAUCCUCCGUCAGCCCAACCUCAGGCAACCGUUCGUGGUGGAGGUGGAUGCUUCGGACUCUGGAGUGGGAGCAGUUCUGUCACAGCGAUUCAAAGGGACGCGCCAUCCCUGUGCGUUCUUUUCUCGUCGUCUCUCACCCACAGAACAGAACUACGGCAUCGGUGAUCGGGAGUUGCUAGCGGUCAAACUGGCCCUGGAGGAGUGGAGGCACUGGCUUGAGGGCACGGAACACCCGUUCAUCGUGUGGACCGACCAUAAGAACCUUGAGUACAUCCGGUCCGCCAAAUGCCUAAAUUCACGGCAAGCCAGGUGGGCCCUCUUCUUCACAAGAUUCAAUUUCUCCAUCACUUACAGACCAGGGUCGCGCAACGUGAAGCCCGAUGCACUCUCCCGUCAGUUUUCCAGUAUGGAGGGGGACUCCGAUCCUGAACCGAUUCUUCCAGCUACUUGUGUUAUUGGAGCUGUCACAUGGGAGAUCGAAGCUCUCAUGCGUGAGGCCCAGGAUACUGACCCCGACCCAGGCACGGGCCCCCCUGGAGCCCGCCGCACCAUCACCUUCCUCCAGCGGUUUUUCUGGUGGACCUCCUUGAACAAGGAUGCCAGGGAGUACGUUAUGGCAUGCACCACAUGUGCCCAGAACAAAAGUCCCAACCGACCACCCGCCGGGCUUCUUCAACCGCUCCCCACGCCAGGACGGCCCUGGUCCCAUAUAGCGCUGGACUUCAUUAUGGGGCUCCCAUCGUCAUCAGGUAACGCCACCAUCCUCACUAUCGUUGAUCGUUUUUCUAAGGCAGCUCAUUUCAUUGCCCUCCCAAAGCUCCCUACGGCCCUGGAGACCGCCCAGCUGCUCACCACCCACGUCUUCCGGCUUCAUGGCAUUCCGAUGGACAUCGUCUCCGACCGGGGACCCCAAUUUACCUCUCGGGCUUGGAAGGAGUUCUGCACGCAGAUCGGCACCAAGGUCAGUCUCUCUUCGGGCUUCCACCCUCAGAGCAAUGGACAGACCGAGCGUACCAACCAAGAGCUCGAAGCAGCACUCCGCUGUGUCGUCUCUCACAACCAGACCACUUGGAGCGAGCAACUCCCCUGGAUUGAGUAUGCCCACAACUGCCUGACCUCAUCAGCCACUGGACUGUCGCCGUUCAAAGCCUCACUGGGCUACCAACCACCCCUGUGCCCGGCCGUGGAAGGUGAGCAUACCGUCCCAUCAGUGCAACAUCAUUUCCGCAGGUGCCGCCGGGCCUGGCGGUCCACCCAAGCCGCUCUGCUGCGGACAGCGGAGCGCAAUAAGGCGCUCGCCGACCGCCGCCGGAUCCCUGCACCUGCCUAUACGGUUGGGCAACAGGUAUGGCUCUCCUCACGCUUCAUUCCCAUUCGUGCUGAGUCGAAGAAACUUUCCCCGGCGUUCAUCGGUCCGUUCCAGAUCGAGGCCCUGGUCAAUCCGGUGUCUGUCGGUCUGAAGCUGCCUCGCAACAUGCGUAUCCAUAAUGUUUUCCAUGUCUCCCAGGUCAAACCCGUGCUCUCCAGCCCACUGUGCCCUCCUUCCAGGCCCCCUCCGCCCGCCCGGCUCGUGGAUGGGCAGGAAGUGUUUAACAUCACCCGCAUUAUGGACUCUCGGCGGCGGGGGAGGGGCAUUCAGUACCUGGUGGACUGGGAGGGCUACGGGCCAGGGGAAUGUUCCUGGGUGCCCCGGUCGGCAGUUCUGGCUCCUGGUCUGCUCCGCGGGUUUCACCGGCGGCAUCCGGGCCUAAUUAAUGGGCUGCAGAAAGCCCAAGAGACAAUACGAGCACGGGAGUUAGUAGACAACGUCCUCUGUGCCGAAGCCGCAGCAACGGACAGAGUGUGCCAGGAAACAGUGGCAGAACAUGGCGCUCAGUAUAAAACAGGGUUUGCUCAGAAGAAAGAAGCUCAGAGACUGUUGGUGUACACGUCUCUAGAGUUUGUGAGGGGGGCUGGCGCCCAGCUGGUCCCUGCUCUGGUUUCCAGGCCGGCUGAGGCUCUGCUGGCCCCCUGCACCCGUAUCAGCUCCUCGGGUGGAGACAGCAGCUGCCCAGUUGCUGCCAGAACCUGCGUCAACCCCCAAGGUGAGGUUCUCCAGGACACAGCUAACCUCCGCACCCAUACCCACUACUCAGCAACCUUAAAACUGUCCACUUCCACCCAUGGCAACCUUGAAACUGCCCGCUCCUACGAGAUUUGCGUUGGGACCCACUGGACCCCAGCUUCAAUGCAGGAGUUCUACUACAUACCUGAGGACAGCGGAACACAGGACUGCAAGACACACGGGGUGUGCGAAGGCACAGGGGUCGAGAGCAUGAAAUACCAGCACUUAGGAGAAGACACGUCACGGGAGUCGAGGGAGCACUUUGGAGAUUUAUUGUGUGGUCCAGACCGUGACAGAACGAUCCUGCCAGACGGACCCAGCGGACUUUUCGGAGAGGUUCAGGAGGGAGGUGACAGAAUAAUUCCACCAACCACCAUGGACCAAGCAGACUCGGGAGUCGCCAUGGAGGAGGGAUCAUUCACACAGCUGUGGGGUUACUGCCGAAGCGACCCGGUGCAAGAACCUGAGCCUGCCACUACAGACAAUCGGGAGACUGAGAUUCUCCCCAGGGCUUCCCCAGAGGCUGAACUGGAGGCCUCAGUUGCCUCUGGCCCCCUGGAAAUUGCUGAGCCAGCGGUAACAUUGUUCUCCUCUCCACCCUUCAUGUUAGACAUAUCACCCCCUAUUCUGUCUGCCGCCCAGCUAGUCGCUCAACUGUCAUCCGUUCCAUCGUCCGCAUCCACUGCUCUACCUCCACAUCCACUGCCUGCUGCUGCCGUGUCGCCGUCAUCACCGCCAGGUGAGGAGCUCACCGAGCAGGAGGAGCCCGCGCCGCAGCCGGUGGAGCUCAGCGAGCGGGAGGAGCCCGCGCCGCAGCCGGUGGAGCUCAGCGAGCGGGAGCCGGAGCUCAGCAAGCAGGAGCCGGAGCUCAGCGUGCCACCAGCUGAGGAGUUCAACGAACCGGAGGGACCGGCGUUGCCAGCGGAAGACCUCGGCAAGCGGGAGGAGCCCGUGCUGCCAGCGGAAGACCUCGGCGAGCCGGAGGGACCCGCUCAGCCGAAGCCGGAGCGCGCCCUCCAUGCCAUCCACGUCCAGUGCGUCCAUGUCAGCGACCAGCGCGUCAUAGGCCAUGUGCCACACCUCGCUGUUGCUCAACGGAGCAGCGCCGUUGCCAUCGGACCCGGGGCAGGCCGCCGGAGGAGCAGCGCCGCUGCUGCCACCGGACCUGUGGCAGGCCACCAGAACCGUUUCGCCGCUGCUGCCGGACCUGUGGCCGCCCGCCGGAGCUGCUGCGUUUCCAUCAAGGGGUUAGAGUGUGAGCAGUUGUUGGAAGACAUAAGGCCCGUCUGGAACAUCCGAUGA